Molecule: messenger RNA, 1926 nt
Organism: Cynoglossus semilaevis (tongue sole)
Lineage: Eukaryota; Metazoa; Chordata; Actinopteri; Pleuronectiformes; Cynoglossidae
Gene: plppr2a
Product: phospholipid phosphatase related 2a
Exons: 7
Coding region: 446-1492 (348 amino acids)
Biological process (GO): phospholipid metabolic process; phospholipid dephosphorylation; signal transduction
Cellular component (GO): plasma membrane
Molecular function (GO): phosphatidate phosphatase activity
Source: RefSeq, a predicted model, not a curated record
CUCUCUCUCUCUCUCCUUCUCUCUCCCUCCCUCCAUACGCUCAAACACUCUCACUCCCUCACCCACAUGUUCCUGCUCACACUCUCCCUCUCCUCGGUGUCUCCUCUCUGGAGUGAAGGGACCACAGGAGGUGAUUCCAGUCUCUUCAUUUCUCCAUCAUCAUCGCUGCUGUUUGGACGCAGGAUUUGGAGAAACGCUGCUGCUGCUGCUGCUGCUGCUGCUGCUGCUGCUGCUGGAGUCGGCAGGGGAGAGGAGAAGGAGUAGAGAGGAAGAGAGGAGGGGAGCAAGGCGGGACAGCAGGGUGGAGGCAGAUCUUCACUCCAUCUGAUCUGACAUGGCCACUGCAUAGGAAUCUGGUUCCACCACAACAGCAGCUCACUGAGCAACAAGGUACUGAGGUCAAGAAGACAGAGAGUUGGACGGAGGGGACGCAGGCAGACGCAGGAUGUCGGGGGACGAGAAGCCGACGGUGAAGAGCAGCAGCUCCAUCGUCCCGUGUUUCCUGUUUGUUGAGCUGGUGAUCAUGGCUGGGACGGUGCUGCUGGCUUACUACUUUGAGUACACGGACACCUUCCCCGUCCACGUCCAGGGUUUCUUCUGCUACGACAAGACCUUCUCCAAGCCCUACCCUGGUCCAGAGCAGAGCAGCAGGAUCCCUCCGGUCCUCGUCUACUCACUGGUCACAGCCGUCCCUACUCUGACGAUCCUGGUUGGAGAGCUGUGUGUCUUCUUCACGAAGGCAGGGGGCGCUCAGGAGAAGACCAUCGUCACUGCAGACUGCUGCUACUUCAACCCACUGCUGAGGCGCGUCGUACGUUUCCUGGGCGUCUACAUCUUUGGUCUGUUCACCACCACCAUCUUUGCCAACGCUGGCCAGGUGGUGACAGGAAACCAGACGCCCCACUUCCUGUCAGCCUGCCGUCCAAACUACACGGCGUUGGGCUGCAAGUCCCCUCUGCAGUACAUCACAGAGCGCCGGGCUUGCACCGGCAACCCCCUGGUGGUCAUGUCUGCACGGAGAUCUUUCCCUUCGAAGGACUCAGCGCUCAGUGUGUACUCUGCCGUGUACACCGUGAUGUAUGUGACACUGGUGUUCAGGACCAAAGGCACGCGACUCACCAAGCCCACCAUCAGCUUCGUCCUGCUGUGUCUGGCCGUGCUGGUGGGCGUGGUCAGGGUGGCCGAGUACCGCAACCACUGGGCCGACGUCCUGGCCGGGUUCUUCACGGGGGGGGGCAUCGCCGUGUUCCUGGUCACCUGUGUGAUCAACAACUUCCAGCAGCUGCGCUCCACUCUGACCCCACAGCGCCCCCAGCGGCCUGAGUCGGUGCUGGGCAUGCCCAUGGUGACCCUCCCCUGUGUGGAGAGUCCACUCGAAAAGUUAAGUGGUCCUCAGGUAAGGGUGUACGGGGGAGACGGGGGAGACAGGGAGAGUCACAGAUACCUACCCCCCCCCCACACACACACACACUUUGAGAGAACCUCCAGGUGAUGACUGUCAAAUGGCUACAGUCGCCCCCUGCUGGCGUAAAUAAUAAUUAUAACAGGGUUAUUGAUGUUGGAUGGGAGGACUGAUACAGGCAGGGGGCGCUGUGAGGACAGAAGGGUGUAUGUGUUAUUUCUUGUACACUUAAAUUAAUCAGAAACUAGUUUGGUGCCACCCAGUGGAGAGAACGGGUACUUGACUUCCAGCUGGUUCAGUUCCUGCUCCCUCUGUCCUGACUCUGUCUGUUCUCCUCCAUGGACGCUACAGUUUCUACAUGAAACUUUUUGACCCGUCCUUGUGUGACAUCAUCGUCGUCAUGUCGACUCACUAACCAAUCAGCAGUGACUCGCUGCAGUCAAACUCUGAUUUCUGCUGAAUCAGAGACAAAAGUCUUGUUAGUGUGUUUUUUUAAAGACGUGCGGUGACGGAGCAGCUCCCGU